CUCUCUCUCCCACUCCAUCUCUCUCUUUCUUUCUCUCUCUCACUCACUGUCUGUGUCCAGUUCAAGAGGAUGUUGAACAGGGAGCUGUCUCACCUGUCUGAGAUGAGUCGCUCAGGGAACCAGGUCUCUGAGUUCAUCUCCAGCACCUUCUUAGACAAGCAGCAUGAUGUGGAGAUGCCAUGUCCACAGACGCAGAAAGAGAGGACGGACAAGAAGAACGCCAAGCCCAUGUGUCAGAUCAGUGGCGUGAAGAAGCUGCAGCACAGCACUAGCCUCUCCAACUCUAAUAUACCUCGCUUCGGGGUCAAGACCGACACAGAGGACCAACUGGCUACGGAGCUUGAGGACAUCAAUAAAUGGGGCCUUAAUCUUUUUAAAGUCACCGAGCUUUCAGGAAACCGGCCUUUAACAGUCAUGAUGUACACAAUUUUCCAGGAAAGAGAUUUAUUAAAAACAUUCAAAAUACCAUUAGACACCUUUAUAACCUAUCUGAUGACUCUAGAAGACCAUUACCAUGGCGAUGUAGCCUAUCACAAUAACAUCCAUGCUGCUGAUGUCACCCAGUCCACUCAUGUGCUGCUGUCCACGCCUGCUCUAGAGGCUGUGUUCACAGACCUGGAAAUCCUAGCUGCCAUCUUUGCCAGUGCUAUUCAUGACGUCGACCACCCUGGGGUCUCCAACCAGUUUCUCAUCAGCACCAACUCGGAGCUGGCCCUCAUGUACAAUGACUCGUCAGUCCUAGAGAACCACCACCUGGCUGUAGGCUUCAAGCUGCUUCAGGAAGAGAACUGUGACAUCUUCCAGAACCUGACCAAGAAACAACGGCAGUCCCUCAGGAAGAUGGUCAUAGACAUGGUACUAGCUACUGACAUGUCCAAGCACAUGAAUCUCCUAGCUGACCUGAAGACCAUGGUGGAGACCAAGAAAGUCACCAGCUCUGGAGUGCUACUACUAGAUAAUUACAACGACAGAAUACAGGUCCUCCAGAACAUGGUGCAUUGUGCGGAUCUCAGUAACCCUACCAAGCCCCUGCAGCUGUACCGCCAGUGGACCGACCGCAUCAUGGAAGAGUUCUUCAGCCAGGGGGACAGGGAGAGGGAGAGAGGCAUGGAGAUCAGCCCCAUGUGUGACAAACACAACGCCUCUGUACAGAAGAGCCAGGUGGGGUUCAUCGACUACAUCGUCCACCCUCUGUGGGAGACCUGGGCUGAUCUGGUGCAUCCUGACGCUCAGGACAUCCUGGACACUCUGGAGGACAACAGGGAGUGGUACCAGAGCAUCAUCCCCCAGAGCCCCUCGCCCGCCCCGGACGAAGCCGACGACGGCAGCGGACGUCCCCCCGGAGGGGACAAGUUCCAGUUCGAGCUCACCCUGGAAGAAGACGGAGAGUCGGACACGGAGAAAGACAGUGGAAGUCAACCAGAAGAAGACGAGGAGAAUAGUUGUAACUCGAAAACGCUCUGCACGCAGGACUCGGAAUCCACGGAGAUCCCGUUGGACGAGCAGCCGGAAGAGGAGGUGGAGGAGGAGGAGGAGGAGGAGGUGGUAGUGGUAGAGGAGGUGGAGGAGAGUGAAGGGGUACGCAGGGAACCAAGUAUGGCGGAGUUGGAGGAGGAGGAUGAGGAGGGAGACGGGGAAGGGGAGGAGGGCGAGGAGAAGCAAAGAGCGGCCGAUACAUAGCAGUAGUGGAAACUGCGCGGGUUGCCAAACUGCGAGAGAGAGACUGUUGCGUUACAACGGCGAAUCAAGGGACGAGGUGAAUACUAGUAAUCGCCACAAUGUUGGUGAUGUGGCGUCAUCGAGAGUUCCAAAGCGCACAUUGCACUCCUCAAUCCCAGUCUUCUCCUCACUCCACUCCACCUGGAGGCGAUAUGGGGGCACAGACCCCACACCUCCCCCCAGGACUCCCUCCCUUGGAGCUCCACACUUUUACACUCAGGAAUAUUUUAGUCGACUUUCUUGCCUCCUUUUUUGUUUACCUUUUUGGUUCGUUCGGCCUAUAGGGAGCGAGGUGGCGCCUUGAGUUCAAAGGCCAAUCUCCACCUCCCGCCUCUCCUCUAUCUCCUACCACUUCCUGUCAAUGCAGGAAGUAAACAGAAAGUGUUCUUUGACUCCAAAACUGAGCACAUGGGCAACACCCAAGAUGCUUGGAACAGUCCUAACUGUAGCAUCAUGGGAGGACAGCCAGAUGGGGGAAAGAUGGAUUGCAAGGUGACCUCUGAACUGCAAGGUGACCCCAGUCCACUAAUACCAUCUGAAAAACCAAUGAGGGAUAUUAUAGGGAGAGACAGACAAAGACAUACUUUGCAAGAGGAUUUCAAAGAGACCUUUUUUUCUAAAGUUCAAGUCUUCCUUGAAACAAGACUGGUAGAAAACGCUGUUUUUGACUCCUCAGUUUUUGUAUUGUAGUAAAACUGAAAUCUUUUUGUAGAUAACUUUUGUUAAUGGAGAGAGUGAGAGAGAGAGAGACAGAGAGAGAGAGAGAGAGAGAGAGAGAGAGAAAAGAGCGGAGGAAGAUGUUCAAUUAAAUCUUCUUUGUCAUAUAUUGCAUCCAUUGAAACUUGAUUUUUUUUUUAGAAGAGAUAUGUUAUGCCAUAAAAUAAUGCGUGUGGUCUUUCUGAGAAUGUGUGCUUGUCCUGAGUGGAUGUGACUAAGCUCUCUAUACUCAGUCUGCUUUCUUUUGCUCUCCUUCAUCUUCACACCCAGGUAUUUCAGAUAGGGGCAUCUCAGAUGAACAUGCGUGGUUUUCUGUUUGAGAGUGUUGGGGUUCUAACUUUAUUGCAGCUUUAAAUGUACCACCUCUUUUUAUUUUUCAAAGCAGAAAGAAGCUGGUAACUAAUGACCUUAAGAACAUAAUAAUUGUAUAUAAUAUACGUAGGCCAUGUUUCCAUUUAAAUAUGACAUGGUAGGUCUUGUUAACAUCCUGAGUAUGUAGUGAUUUAGUUCUAUCCAACCAAAUAUACUAUCCAAAUAGUACUCUCCAGUCUAUCUACACAUUGUUAAAUCUGUUUUUAAAUAGGUGGUACAUUUUUCUCAGCUGUUAAGGAUUAUGCAUAACCCUCAUUGACCUUCAGUUAGCUUCCAUAAACACUCAUCAGUGAUAUCUGUAACACUUUAGCUUAUAGUCACAUGGCUAUAUCUUCUAUAUUUCAUCAUUUAAAAACUUUAUUCAUCUGAAGUACAAAGGGACUUGAGCUAAUGAUAAAACUGAUGUUUUACACAAAACAAAUAACAAGGUUGUAUUCAUGUACACUCUGUAUGUAUUGCAAAAAAAAUUGAAAUAUUUGUCACAUGAAAAUAGUGACUGUAUUCUAAAGUGUUCCAACACAUGUAUACCUGGUUGUGUUGUAUGGGCUCUGGAUCUGACCCUUUGUGUUGUAAUACAUCAGUAUCCCACGUCUCUCUUCAAUUGGCCUAUUUCAACUCUCUAGCAUCCAUCCAAUAAGGAUUACUAAAAUGACAAACACUUUGACAAUAUUUGCCUUUGUUUUUUUCCCAAUAUUAUUAUUAUUUUGUCUUAUUGGAUUUCACAUUGGACAUUGAGAAUCACCUGCAUAGUUUUAAAAUCUACCUUUCAUAUUUGAAUAGUUCAUAGGUAUGUGUGUAUAUGUAUAUAACUGUACUGCUAGCAUCAAAACCAUUAACAGACUCUUCCAUACAUGCCAUGCCUCAUAUGAGGACACAAUCCCAUAUAAUCCAUGGUAUUCGGGAAAUAAUUCCACUAAAUUGAAGUAGUAGCACAGUAAUUGCAGAUGCUUUAUGUUUUAGCUUUCAUAUUGCAAUAUAUUUUCCAUUUUCAGGGGAAGGACUAGAUAUGGAUGACAUGUCAUUUCAACCCCUAAAUUGCUUUUAUAUUUUUGCCAAAACAACUUCUUCUCCCCUGCUGGACUUGCACAAUGCAGCACACACCAUUAAGUCAGGUGGUUUCUGUGUUGGGUUUUAAUAUUUCUUUAUUUAUAUUUAUUGAUUUGGUAACACUGUCUUUGAGUCACAUGUAGUAAUGCAUUAUGAAGCCUCAUAAAGGCUAUUUAAGGAGUUAUGAGCUGUUAUGAAUGCUUAUAAAAAAUAUAUGUUUUAUUAAACCUAUAUUUAACCAGGAAAAGCCCAUUAUUAUAGUCCAUUAUGGGUGUGAAAGAAGGCUCUAUGAAUGCAUUAUAUAGACACAGGUGGUUAAUCGUGUUGCCAUGGAUUCUUUGUUUUUGUCACAGUUUGGCUAUCCUAAGUAAGACGGCACUGUAGAAUGCACAACCUGUAGCGUAACAACAUGUGGACUCGCAAAAUACACUCUUUGUUCCUGUUCUGGUGAUAUGAUGUACGUAGACCAUAGAAAUACAAUGACUAUAAUAGUCACUCUAUAGCCAUUAUAUUUCUAUGCGUAUAAUCAACUCUUCUGUCAUACAUGGGGGAAAAAAUGAAACAUGUCCACAUUGAAAAGACUUGAACCUGGAUUUUAAAGUAAAAAUGUUAAUAUUUUAUUAUUGGGUAAUGGUAUAUUUCUUUACAAUUUCAUUUCUCGGGCCAUCUUUUUGUUGUGUUUUUUUGUUGCUUGCCUCACCAGACGACCUUACCUGUUAAUGGAUUUUUCUCAUUUGUCUCUGUUUACAACCAUGUAUUUAUUAAGCUGUACAUAUUGUAGUGUUGCAUUCUGUAAAUGACGGAUUCUUACUCUAUCAUCCGAUGGUGUUGGUGUAUUUGGAAAACCUCUUGUUGAGAGAAUGUUUAUUAUGAUCCAUACUUACCCAAUGUAUAAAUCUCUUCUGUACAAAAAUGAUAAAAGUGAAUGAAAUUAAAUGAAACGUCACCUCA
Messenger RNA from Salvelinus sp. IW2-2015, 4806 nucleotides. Its product is annotated as 3',5'-cyclic-AMP phosphodiesterase 4D. Gene Ontology annotation, cellular component: cytosol; nucleus; perinuclear region of cytoplasm. Gene Ontology annotation, molecular function: 3',5'-cyclic-AMP phosphodiesterase activity. NCBI's taxonomy places the organism in Eukaryota, Metazoa, Chordata, Actinopteri, Salmoniformes, Salmonidae. The record is from RefSeq and is a predicted model, not a curated record. Gene Ontology annotation, biological process: signal transduction.